AUGAGUGCAAGAGUGCGAACAAAAAUGAAGCAAGUGUAUGGAACGCCUGAUAAAGUAGACCUUUUCGUUGGUGGCCUAUUAGAGGAUCCAGUUCUGCGUGGCUUUGUUGGACCGACAUUUGCGUGUGUUAUUGGGCCACAGUUUCAAAGGAUACGAGAUGGUGACAGAUUUUAUUACGAAAAUCCGGGGGUUUUCACGCGGGCCCAACUUGCGGAAAUUCGAAAAAGUAGUUUUGCUCGAUUAUUGUGCGAUAAUGGUGACAAUAUCGAUACGGUACCACGAGAAGCAUUCCGGCUUGGCCGAAUGACACCAUGCAGUCAAAUACCGCAAAUGGAUUUGACGAAAUGGAAGGAGUGA
This is a messenger RNA of Gongylonema pulchrum, 357 nucleotides long. The record is from the annotation of a GenBank genome assembly. NCBI's taxonomy places the organism in Eukaryota, Metazoa, Nematoda, Chromadorea, Rhabditida, Gongylonematidae.